Colletotrichum higginsianum IMI 349063 is the source of this 3120-nucleotide messenger RNA. Its product is annotated as Serine/threonine-protein kinase SRPK3. The transcript is spliced from 6 exons. Lineage: Eukaryota; Fungi; Ascomycota; Sordariomycetes; Glomerellales; Glomerellaceae. Gene Ontology annotation, biological process: protein phosphorylation. The record is from RefSeq and is a predicted model, not a curated record. Gene Ontology annotation, molecular function: ATP binding; protein kinase activity; acetylpyruvate hydrolase activity. The coding region runs from base 1 to 3120 and encodes 1039 amino acids.
AUGACGAGUUAUCUUGAAGGCCCGGCCAACUUUGUCGCCUACCUCCAGCGGGACGUCUCCCGCAUCGGCCAUCUGGACCUGGCCAGGCAGACCAUCCAACCUCUCAGCUUCGACUCUGGAACUCCCGUGGAGAACCUCUACCAGGUCAUUGAGGCAUCCGCUGCGCAAUAUGUUGCCGCCGGGUCAGUCGUGUCGGUGAGCGAUGUCAAACUCCUGCCCCCGAUAUCGGGCCGGGAUGUCCUCGCCGUUGGCAAGAAUUACAUGGAACAUGCCAAAGAGUUCAACAGCUCAGGCUACGACAGCUCCGACAAAGUCGACCUGCCCAGCCACCCUGUAAUUUUCACCAAGCGUGCGACCUCCAUCAUUGCCCACGGCGACGAGAUUCAUCUGCAUCAAGGCUUCACCGAGAGCGCCGACUAUGAGGGAGAGAUUGGCGUUAUCAUCGGGAAAGCCGGCUACCGCAUCAGCGAAGAAGAUGCCUGGGACUACGUCUGGGGUUACACCAUUAUCAACGACUUGACAGCCAGAGAAAGGCAGCGCGACCACAAGCAGUUCUACAUUGGCAAAUCCCCAGAUACCUUCUGCCCAAUGGGUCCAAUUGCUGUCGCGAAGGAGAAUUUACCGGAACAGGGGAGGUCUCUGCGUCUUCAGACACAUGUGAAUGGACAGCUGCGCCAAGAUGCUACGCUGAACGAUCUAAUCUUUUCUAUCCCUCGGCUCAUCGCCACGCUUUCUGCGGGCCAGACAUUGCAGCCUGGCGAUGUGCUCGCUACCGGAACGCCCGCUGGUGUUGGGCUUGGUCUCAGCCCGCCGACCUAUCUCAAAUCUGGCGAUGAAAUUGCGAUUUCCGUCACGGGGCUGGGAACCUUGAAGAACACUGUUGCUGAGUCCUCGAAGGAGAACCUGACGACGGUACGAAUUCGGAACGAAGCCCGAAGCACGGCAUUUAGACUGAACAACGGGGAGAAGUCAUCUCAAGGCCGAGUGGGCUUGACCCCAAAACUGGAUGGUUUGAGCGGGAUCAGCUAUCAGCGCCUUGGGUCAGGAGACGAGAAGUUUGUCUUCGUCCACGGCCUGGGUGGAACCAAAGACUAUUGGACUCCUUUGAUAUCAAGGUUGUCUCUCACGAACAGGGCUUCUGUGCACCUUUACGAUUUCGAAGGGCACGGGCUGACGCCGACAUUUCCUACUCAGAAAUUGACCAUCAGCCACUUGGCUACUGAGCUCAAAAGCGUCUUCGACCGGGCUGAUGCCUCACCGCAGUCUCCUGCGACUCUGGUAGCACAUUCUUUAGGGUGUCUCAUCGCCAUUAAUUUCGCCUCGGAGUACCCGGACCUCGUCAAGAAGUUGGUACUCUUCGGACCACCACCAUCCCCGCUCCCAAAUCUCACGCCGGAUGUUUGGUUUAGUAUCGCUGAGCAGGCAAGGAGACACGGCAUGAGCGGGAUCGUGGAUGCAACUGUUUCAACUCAAGUAUCGGACUACACAAAGAUCAACAACCCUUUGGCCGUGGCAGCAGUCCGCCUCAGUCUGCUCGGGCAAGACCCAGAGGCGUAUGCAAAGGCAUGCUCGGCCCUUGCUUUGGGAGACUCUGCCGACUUUAGCCAACUGAACAUCGAGACACUCUUAGUCACCGGACAACAUGAUCCGGUGUCGUCACCUUCGGCCAUUGAGGACUACGCGAAGAGAAACCCUCGCUCGCGAUUAGUUGUCCUUCCCAAUGUAGGCCAUUGGCAUGUCUUCGAAGACGUAGUUGGUGUCGGCCAGAGUCUUCAAAACUUUUUGUUUCGCGUGACUGGCACGCCCUGCGAAUGGGCCGAGUCUUACCGACCUGGCGGAUUCCAUCCUGUCCACUUCGGCGACGUUUUCAAAGGUCGAUACGAAGUGAUACGAAAGCUCGGCAACGGAUACUUUGGCACGGUCUGGCUUGCAUUAGAUUCCACGACCUCCGCAUAUGUUGCACUGAAAAUCGAGGUCGCCGGGCGGCAAGAGCCCAGAGAGUUGCCAAUUCAGCGAUUUCUGGCCAAGAUAACGGUUGACGAUCCAUUCUCACGCUCACGGCAUGUCGUCAAACUCAUGGACUCAUUCCACCAUGACGGUCCCAAAGGCAGACACCUGUGUCUCGUUCUUGAACCAAUGGGACCAAGCGUUUCAACGAUACUCAACGCUCCUCACGAGACGUAUGACCCAUUGAACCCCCCUGUCCGACGUUUCGAGACAGACAAAACCAAACGAAUUCUUUGCAACGUACUUGCAGGGCUUCAGUUUCUCCACAGCAAUGGAGUGGUACAUGGAGACCUUCAAUCUGGCAACAUCCUCUUCGCUCUGCAAGACCUUUCGACCGUUGGACCUGAGAAGCUUAAGCAAGACGAAAGCACCUCCAGGAUCGAUUAUCUGCAUCGUAUUGACGGCAAACCCGACAAGUGGGCACCCAAGUAUCUGGCAGCAUCCCAACCUCUAUCAGAGUACACUGUGAAAGAGCCUGAUGAUGAUACAAAACUCGCUGAUUUGGGUGGAGCGUUCUUUACCAACGAGCCUCCCGAGAAAGUUGUUACCCCGAUGUCGCUCCGUGCGCCCGAGUUGCUUCUUGGCGAACCUUUCGGCAUCGGCGUUGACAUCUGGAGCUUCGGCUGUCUUCUGUUCGAGUUUGUCACUGGCACAUCCCUUUUCCAGCUACCCCCAUUCGGGCUGAGCGAUGAGGCUCUGAAGGACGAGCACCUGAUUCAGUUAACCGAUAUCAUUCAACCUCUGCCUGAGAACCUGAUCGAAAAAUGGCCUGCUUCGUCAAAGUAUUACGGACCCAGGGGGGAGCGUUUGAAUACGAGGCCCAGGGAUUUUGAUGAAGAUGAUUUCGACGAAAGAUAUGACAGCCACGAGGAUACAGAGGGGGACGUCGUUGACUCCAAAGACAAUGAAGACUUUGGCUUCGACAUUGGAGAGCGGAUGCCACCGCAAACGCUGGAUUCCCUCGAAAAGCUAAUCAGCGACAACAAGGCAGCCGAUGUUGACGAAGCCGAGGAAAAGAAGAUUACGUCAUUGCUGCGGUCUAUCUUUCAGUAUGAUCCCGCAAGACGACCUUCCGCCGCAGAUCUGCUGGAGCAUGCAUGGCUCAAAGGUUGA